UUCCAAAGUUCCUAUGACAGUCCAUGGGAGUGUCGCAACUCUGUUUUUCAACGGCUCUGGGAUCUACAGUAUAUAAUGUUGCAUGAACUUUAACUUUGAAAUAUUUUAAACCUCGUAUUUUCUAUAAGAUAUAGUGCUGAGAAAACACGGAGGAACUUUGUGCUUCGCGAGUUACCCAUCGUGUGUUGGUAGAGGCGUGUACCACAGAUUGCUUUGCCGAUUGAGAAACGUGAUUGGUAAACGGUUUGCCAAAAUAUACCCUGACCUUUCUGGAAUAUAUUUGCUGUUUGCAGAAGAGCAAUGAGCUGCCAACACAGUCUCUUAUUUCUGUUCCUCUCUGGCUUCAUUACUGCAAUCACUGCUGCAGAGACAUGUAAAACAGAAUUACUCGAGGGAACGUCCUGCACCCUUCAGCUGCCAACAAAAUACACUGAGACAUCUAAUGAGAUCAAAUGGAUCCAUCUCUCUAGUGAUGCUGUGGUUCACAGGAAAGGUGGGACGAUGAGGAAACCCAUUCCAGGUCUAACAAUGGAAGAAGAUGGAUCAUUAACAUUUGAAAGUGUUAGUCUGAAGAACAGCGGCAGAUAUACAUACACUGUUUUUAAUGCUGAAGGUACACAGAUUGAUGCUGGAGAAAAGGAAAUUAAGGUUUAUGCAAAGGCUCUUAAACCUACUGUGAAGAUCUACUGUGAAAAUGGGAUCACUACACUCACCUGUGACUUUGGAGACCGAACAGAUCUGACUGUAUCCUGGUAUAAAGAAAACAGUGAACUUUCAGAUAAAAAAGACCCAAAACUGCUCUUGACGCCUGCUCAAGCAAAGGAGAAUAAAACGUACUCCUGCAGUGUGAGCAAUCCUGUCAGCAAAGAGAAAAGUGACAGCAUUACAGUAUCAUGCGACCCAGUUCCUCGUACAUUAUUUGGUUUUGAUUUCUGGGUAAUGGUGAGCAUUUUAGCAGGUUCAGGAGCCCUUCUUCUUCUGCUGCUAUGUGUUCUCAUCAUCUGUGCAUGUCGAAGCUGUAGCCAAAGCAAGAAGCACCAAAAAGAUGAGAAGGAGUUCAGACUGAAGAAUCUUCAAGCUCCAGCUUCAGGUGUUCAUACUUCUAUAAUCUAAGCUCUGCGGACCCAGAUACGGGUCCAAAAUCGCCUUAAAAAUGUUUAUAAUUCAUUUACAUAGCCUUCCUUAUAUGGUAUCAGCCCCUUAUAUGGGUUUAUUUGAAAGCUUAGAGUCUCUAAGAACUGCUUAGAACAGUAUUCGUCCCACAUGUGAAUUUCCACAAAUUUAUUUUUCACAAAAUAGUCAAGUUAUUUAUCACAAGAAAGCUGUCAGAAAUUCUCAGGAAUUUGACAGAUCAAAGAUCUAAUUUGAUCACAGAUCAAAUGGUUAGAUUAUGAUCUCUUCUUUCAAACGAGACCAUUUUCACAUUUCUGCACGCUUCCAUUGCUGAGAUAUAUGGCAUUUUGUCCAGACACACACCAGGGGAAAAAAAGAGACACAUUUUUUGCUCUUACUUUUUACAACUCAGUGCUGCCCAGUGGUAUGUAGAUUACAUCAGAUUACAUGUCACUAAUAGCAAUCUUUGAAUGUGGCUAUGAAUAUUUGGCAUAUGGCCAAACAUAAAAAUUUAAUGGAUUUAAAGGUUGCACUUUAUUUUACAGUAAGUGUACAUACAUGUACUUAUAGUGUACUUACAGUGUAUUUAUCUAAGAAAGUUUUGGUAAUACAUGGUAACUACAUUGGGUAGGGUUAGGUUUAGGGGUAGGUUCAGGGUUAGUACCUAGUUAUUACCUAGUUAUUGUAAUUACUAUAAUAAGUACAUAAUAUGUAUAUGAGGAACAGGACUGUAAAAUAAAGUGCUACCAAUUUAAACAUUUGUUUAAUUACACUGUAAAUACCUCUGCAGAUAUUUACAGUCAUGUUCCCCAUGUACAUACUAUGUACUUAUUAUAGUAAUUACAAUGACUAUGUAAUAACUAGGUACUAAACCUGAACCUACCCAUAAAUCUAACCCUUCCCCAUGUAGUUACCUUGUAUUACCAGAACUUUAUUAGAUCAAGUACAUGUAAGUUCACAUGCUGUAAAAUAAAGUGCAACCGAUAUUUGUUAUGUCCAUAUUAUGUAUAGGAAUAUUACAUAGGUGUUGUUCAAUAAAACCAUGUAAUUAUUUGUUUUUUAUAUUUUAUUUGUACCAAUUACUUUUGCCUCAUCGUUAGUUUAUUUAAAAAAUCAAUACUAAAGUCUGGUUUUCACUUAGAUCUAUUUGUGUUACUAAAAAUAUCAGAUUACUCAGUUAUCAAAAUAAUCAGUAGAUUACUUGAUUACCAAAAUAAUCAUUAGU
Molecule: messenger RNA, 2338 nt
Organism: Carassius auratus (goldfish)
Lineage: Eukaryota; Metazoa; Chordata; Actinopteri; Cypriniformes; Cyprinidae
Exons: 5
Coding region: 301-1113 (270 amino acids)
Cellular component (GO): membrane
Source: RefSeq, a predicted model, not a curated record